Messenger RNA from Suillus bovinus, 1463 nucleotides. RefSeq lists its product as uncharacterized. NCBI's taxonomy places the organism in Eukaryota, Fungi, Basidiomycota, Agaricomycetes, Boletales, Suillaceae. Bases 446 to 1300 code for a protein of 284 amino acids. The transcript is spliced from 6 exons. The record is from RefSeq and is a predicted model, not a curated record.
GGGUGGCCAAGCAUGUGAGGAUGCAUCGACAUCUUUGAUCAUAAGAGAGAAGAUGAUGGCGCUUGCUCGCCUACAUAGACAGCCUUGCUCGUACAAAAGACUACAUUUACUUAAUAACAAUGAUCAAAUUCGAAAUAUAGAUAUAACAUACGCUAUCACCUGGUUUUGCAAAUUUCACAAAGAGAUGGUCUGAAGGGGAAAAUAUCAUCAGAGAUCGACGGAAGCAAAAUGAAAUUAUGAAGAUCCAUAGAGAUCUAGAUGAAUUCUCAUUUGGAGGAUCGACGAGGAAUUCGAAACCUAGUUUGAAACCUCGAACUUCGAAGCACUCCGAUCGACUAGGACCACGCCGGCCUCAUCGUUACGGAUAUUUGGUCCUGUCCAAGUUUAAAGUCCGACCCACCUCACUGAGCUGGAUGUUGCCGUUUGAACAACCGUUACUCUCUCCAUGUCCAAAUCUGAAGCCCCCUGCAGACAACAGGUGAAUACUGAUCGAUCGAUCUAUGAUAUUUUACUAUCAUUGGGCAACUUCGAGUCUUAUUGGGCUUGUGUUUCUAGGAAGUUCUAUGACGAAGACUUGAACACGACCCCUCAAGUAUGUUCAACGUGCCAUGACAGUGCACUGAACAGAUUUGAGGAGUCCUGUCUUACCCUUGUCAUGAAACCGGCAGUGCAGGUCCUCAAUUAUAGAACAAGCACUGUUGCCCUGGCCACAAGAAUGUCACGAAAUUGUCAGAAUUACCAAACCUCUAAACGGCGAGCCAACGCGAAUGGUACCCGACGUAUGCAUACGUCCCAAUACCAACAUUUUAUUCCACGUUUCAUACUACGAGGAUUCCAAGUCGGAUCUGUGAUGUCCAGAAAAGAACGAGAAGAAGAAUUUCAACGCACUGGCGUUGAUACCGAAUGUAUCAUUUACUAUGAUGUUGCUACGGGCAGCCUUGACAUUCGUCCUAUUCGAAAAGUUUACGGCGUAAUGGGUAUCUAUUCGGAUGUCAAUAACACCAGAAAUAUCAACGAACUAGAACAGAAGCUAGCGCACCUCGAAUCUCAGGCAGCCUCCAUGAUCGAGAGCUUGCAUAAAGUGCUUCCUCGGGGUAUUAUCACUCUGGAGCGCAGUUCUUUGGAGCUCCUGCAAAAAUUCCUAUUUCUCAUGCGUUUUCGCAAUGAACCAUGCUCCAGUAAAGCCUUCGAAGUGAAUUGUCUGGAAAAACAGGCCCGUUGGUGGGUUGAAGACAUCCGGAAGGCAAUCGUGUUCGAUCUGCUGCCGAUAUGUGGCGGCGUACCCUCAGAUACUACCUAGAUUCCUCGCAUUCAGACCUCAUGCGAGAUGCAGCAAAUGUUGUAGAGUGGUGAAGAAGCACUUGGGAAGCUGCGGAAGAGGAAGAAUUUAUACUCACGCGCAAUGCAUUCGGUUUAUCGGAAGGUUCCUCAGCUCGCUGCCCUGCCUUGCACCGCAUAUUCGU